Molecule: messenger RNA, 1521 nt
Organism: Aspergillus luchuensis
Lineage: Eukaryota; Fungi; Ascomycota; Eurotiomycetes; Eurotiales; Aspergillaceae
Product: ankyrin repeat domain-containing protein
Exons: 2
Coding region: 1-1521 (506 amino acids)
Molecular function (GO): protein binding
Source: RefSeq, a predicted model, not a curated record
AUGAGUUCUCCAACGACGCACAUUCCCACAGAAAUACUCCGCCAGAUCAUCCACCAUCUCCUACCUCAACUGUAUCUGCCGGAGUUGUUGCGUGCGAGAAAAGUGAAUAGCCUGUUUAACGAAGAGAUCAUCGAUUAUCUUAUAAAUGGCGAGGAUCUGGAAGAGUUAUUUACUUUCUUGACUAAAGAGAAACUGGACUCAUCACCAUGGGGUACUUUCCCUGAUCGUCUGAAACGGCUUUACCUGCAGCGAAAGUUACGAGAGCAUUCGCACAGACCGUGUGCUUUUACGUAUUUCGUGCAGGAGGUGAUAGAGUACCAGUUGGGGGAUGCUCCUGCGUUGGAGGACAAGGAUAAAUUGACUGAGGGGUUGAUUGAUGUGGUGAUAGCGGGGAACAAUGAUCCAUCAAACAUGUUCCAUCGCCUGGUAUGUCAGUGGUGGAUCGAUAAAGUGGACAACAGGUUCAAUGAGCCGAUUGAAAAGUCGAUGCCGAUUAUCCUGGCCUGUAUGGCCAUCUUACGGGGGGACUGUGCGGAACUGAGCACAGCACUACGGAACGGUUUGGAUCCAGAGCAGCCAUGUCUACGAUUUGGGGUCAUCCCGAUAAAUGUCGCAGCUCAAAGAGGAAACAGAGAGAUUGCUAAAACUAUGGUGGAGCAUGGGUGUUCCAUGUGGUACACCUGGAUCUAUAAUAUCCCCAUGAGUGCUUCGGCCAUGGCUGGGAUAUCUCGGAACAAAGAGGCGCUGGGAAUAUGGCUUGAGCAUCAUCACCAAGAGGAACACGCUGACCCUACUAAGCCACUUUAUGUAUGCAGGCAAGCAUUAGAGAAAUUGGCGCGCAGGGGCGAUGUAGAGCUGAUGGAGUUCUUUGUGGAGCGGUAUCCCCGGGUAUUGAAUGAUCUCCUGGGGCCGUUGCGGCUGGCUGUUUGCUUCACACAGUUGGCAGCAGUGCGAUGGCUGUUUGCUCGUCUCAGCGCUCCUCUUACACCUGACCAGGGUAGACUGUUGCUGCUCCGCGCUAUGGAAGGCCCCUGCGCCUGGCAGCGAAUAUCGCAGAUGGUGCAGCUGCUUCUGGAACUUGGAGUUAGUCCAAACGGGGAGUCUCGGCAUAGGACGCCAUUGCAAAAGGCCGUGAUAGCUGGACAAGAAGAGAUUGCCGAGAUACUGUUGCAAUAUGGAGCGGAUGCAAAUGAAUAUCAUCCGCGUAGCGCGACAGUGGGUAGACAAGCCCCGCUGAUGUUAGCCGUCCGGCAACGGUCUGUGUCUAUGGUUCGGCUGCUCUUGAGACAUGGAGCAAAUCGAACAUAUGUCAUGAAGCGCAAAAGGUACACUAUCCAUGAAAAUAGGGGACAAGUCCAGAAUAUGGAAACUGCGCUGAUUGGACUUGGGUGGGAGGAAGAGCAGGUGAGGAGACAUGAAGGCUGGGACUACUGGGUGCUCUCGGAAAAGCUGCCGCCAGUGACUCCGAAGCAGGAAAACAAGUCCGGCGUGCCCGGAAAGGCAUUCCAGUCCCCCACGUGA